Molecule: messenger RNA, 2701 nt
Organism: Sebastes umbrosus (honeycomb rockfish)
Lineage: Eukaryota; Metazoa; Chordata; Actinopteri; Perciformes; Sebastidae
Gene: rxraa
Product: retinoid X receptor, alpha a
Exons: 12
Coding region: 304-1920 (538 amino acids)
Biological process (GO): positive regulation of transcription by RNA polymerase II; response to retinoic acid; cell differentiation
Cellular component (GO): nucleus; RNA polymerase II transcription regulator complex
Molecular function (GO): nuclear receptor activity; retinoic acid-responsive element binding; zinc ion binding
Source: RefSeq, a predicted model, not a curated record
GAGCAGAUCCAGUAGUUGGAGUUGUUGCACAGCGAUAGAGAGGAGAGAGAGAGAGAGAGAGGAGAGGAGCAGCAGCUGAGUGAGCAAACAGAGAUAGAAACAUUAUAUCUUCUGAGACUAUAUCACACAUCGACCUGUCACUUUUUUUACCCGCUUUGUGCCGAGUGAAGAGGACCACAGCAGCAGCAGCAGCGGCAGCAGCACUCUGGUCCCGGUCUGGUGUGCUCGAGCAGCCGCCGCUUGUGAGAAGAACUCCCAAACGCGGUCGUCUCAGCUGGCAUGAGCUAACCUAGCAGACAAGACAUGGAAACCAAACCGUUCCUGUCAUUGGGGUUCCUGAAGCCCCAGUGCUCGUUGGCUCCUCCCAUGCAGCGAGGCCGUUCAGGCGAGGCUUGUUCCUGUUUCAGUGGCAUGUGUCCCCUACAUCAGCGGCGCCCAUCCUCAGGCUUGUUCCCCAGAGGGAGAACGAGACAGGGAUGGGGGGCAGUUCCAGCUCAGGGCCAGGAGCCAGAGCCUUCUCCAUUUGGAUUUCAUUACAAACAGACCGACUCGUCGGGCCAUUUGACCUCCUCUCCUCUGGGCUCGCCCACGUCCCAUCGGGGAAUGCACCCGUCCCUGCUCAGCCCGACGUCCAUGGGGCCCUCCGGCUCUCUGCACUCUCCCAUCAGCACGCUGAGUUCUCCCAUGAACGGCCUGGCCUCACCCUUCUCCGUCAUCAGCUCGCCCAUGGGUCCCCACUCCAUGAACUCGCCGGGGAUGGGCUACGGCCCCAGCGUCAGCCCCCAGAUGUUCCAGCUGAACUCUCCGAUGAACUCGGUCAGCAGCACGGAGGACAUCAAGCCCCCGCUGGGCCUCAACGGCGUGAUGAAGGUGCCCGCCCAGCCCUCGGGCACGGUCCUGUCGCUCACCAAACACAUCUGCGCCAUCUGCGGUGACCGCUCCUCAGGUAAACACUAUGGGGUAUACAGCUGCGAGGGCUGCAAAGGGUUUUUCAAAAGGACGGUGCGCAAAGACCUGACCUACACCUGUCGCGACAACAAACACUGUGUGAUUGAUAAGCGCCAGAGGAACCGCUGCCAGUACUGCCGCUACCAGAAGUGUUUAGCCAUGGGCAUGAAGAGAGAAGUUUUGUUACAUGCAGCCGUUCAGGAGGAGCGCCAGCGAGCCAAGGAGAGAAAUGAGAACGAGGUGGAGUCCACCAGCUGCGCCAACGAGGACAUGCCCGUGGAGAAGAUUCUGGAGGCCGAGCAGGCGGUGGAACCCAAAACCGAGACCUACAUUGAGACCAACCUCGGUGCGCCAUCCAAUUCGCCCAACGACCCGGUGACAAAUAUCUGUCAGGCGGCCGACAAACAGCUCUUUACCCUGGUGGAGUGGGCCAAGAGGAUCCCCCACUUCUCUGAGCUGCCACUGGACGACCAGGUCAUCCUUCUACGAGCAGGUUGGAAUGAACUCCUCAUUGCAUCAUUUUCGCACCGUUCGAUAGCGAUUAAAGAUGGGAUCCUGUUGGCGACGGGGCUGCACGUCCACCGCAACAGCGCCCAUAGUGCUGGAGUGGGAGCCAUCUUUGACAGAGUGCUCACAGAACUGGUGUCAAAGAUGAGGGACAUGCAGAUGGAUAAGACAGAACUGGGGUGCCUUCGAGCUAUAGUCCUUUUCAACCCAGACUCUAAAGGUCUGUCCAAUCCAGGUGAAGUAGAAGCUCUGAGAGAGAAAGUGUAUGCGUCUUUAGAGGCCUACUGCAAACAGAAGUAUCCCGACCAGCCUGGCAGGUUUGCCAAACUGUUGCUGCGGUUACCAGCGCUGCGUUCCAUCGGCCUCAAGUGUCUGGAGCACUUGUUCUUCUUCAAGCUCAUUGGCGAUACGCCCAUCGACACGUUCCUCAUGGAGAUGCUAGAAGCCCCGCAUCAAAUGACAUAAUAGCAGAGAGGGUUGAGCCCUCUUCACCCUCUCCCUCUCUCUCUCUCCCCCCGCCACCUCUACAUCUCCCACCAGCCCUGGAUCGGGAGCAGGGUUCCUUUUUUAAAAAUCCCGUCUCCAGCAAUGGACAGAUCAUGUGACGACUUUGGAUGGAGAAACCUCUCCCUUCCUCCCAUUCCUCCCUCCCCCUCUUCCCCUUUUGAUGCGUUUCAAAACAAUGAAUUCAUCAUGUCAAUGGGUCUGUUUUAUACCUUGUAAAAAUAUAUAAAUAAGAAAAAUAUAUAUAUAUAUGAAAAUCACACGGCAACACGAGUGACAAACAGAGGACUUAAAAAUAAGGUCGGACAGAAGACGAACGUUAUUGAGCCAUCGUUUUCAUCCUCGCUUUUCCUACACCAUGACAAGAAAAAGCAGAGAUGAUCAGGUUUUUAACACCCACAGUUGCUUGCAGGUAUUUUGAAAAACAAAAAUAAUCGGCGUUGAUGUCAUAUUUGGAUGCUCAGCGUUGUGACCGGGACAAUCGUGGACUGCUGGGAGAGCCUCAGGCUGUCUAGACUUGGACCUGAGCCCUCUUUUUCUCUCUUUCAGGACUUCGGGGAGGGACGGUGUUGGUGGUGUGGGGGGGGGGGGGGGGGGGGGGCGACAACGUCUGCUCAAAGGAACUCGUCGGUUCCUGCCUGACUCGACUGAACACGUCAGGUCUUGCACUAGCUGUUUUUGAAGUGUGAGCUUUUUCUGGAGUAGAAGUGGGUUAACAAGACUGCAAGUGCUCAAAAAAAAA